This is a messenger RNA of Suillus discolor, 324 nucleotides long. RefSeq lists its product as uncharacterized. The transcript has a single exon. The coding region runs from base 1 to 324 and encodes 107 amino acids. Lineage: Eukaryota; Fungi; Basidiomycota; Agaricomycetes; Boletales; Suillaceae. The record is from RefSeq and is a predicted model, not a curated record.
AUGGUACCUAACUUUUUUCCGACACCUACCCAUCUCCCAAUUGUCUCCUACAUCCUCCCGUCUCCUGUCUCCCGUCUCCCGUCUCCCGUCUCCCGUCUCCCGUCUCCCGUCUCCCGUCUCCCGUCUCCCGUCUCCCGUCUCCCGUCUCCCGUCUCCCGUCUCCCGUCUCCCGUCUCCCGUCUCCCAUCUGCCGUCUCCCGUCUCCCGUCUCAGUUUCCCAGUUUCUCAUUUUCCAGUCCUUCUGUCUCUCAUUCUCCCGUUGUCCCAGUUUCCUGUCCUCCCAUUCUCCAGUUUUUGAGUCCACAUUGUCUUUGUCUCCUUUGA